Chrysemys picta bellii (western painted turtle) is the source of this 1172-nucleotide messenger RNA. It is a transcript of the gene IL6, whose product is annotated as interleukin 6. Gene Ontology annotation, molecular function: interleukin-6 receptor binding; cytokine activity. The record is from RefSeq and is a predicted model, not a curated record. NCBI's taxonomy places the organism in Eukaryota, Metazoa, Chordata, Testudines, Emydidae. Gene Ontology annotation, cellular component: interleukin-6 receptor complex; extracellular region. Gene Ontology annotation, biological process: immune response; T-helper 17 cell lineage commitment; positive regulation of receptor signaling pathway via JAK-STAT.
AUGCGGACGGCCAGGCUCUCCCGCUGUCUUUUUGACAGUGUGUGCAAUUUAACCGGCAGGAUUUCACUCCGCUCCCUUGUCUAUUUCCUCUUCUCAGGCUUUCUCUUGGCAGCGACACUGCUCCUCGGGACCAGAGCUGUCCCUCUCCCGGAUUCCUCCGGUGAAGAGGAACUUGUUGAUCCCUCGGACUUACUUGCCAGAAGCCCCUCGCUGCCCGAUUGCGAGUCCCUGGCGUGGCUGCUGCACAGCCAAGCGGUCAAGCUGAAGGAUGAGAUGUGUGAGAAAUUUACUGUGUGUGACAACAGUAUGGAGAUGCUUGCCCAAAACAAUCUGAACCUCCCCAAGAUCACAGAGGAAGAUGGAUGUCUACUCUCUGGAUUCAAUGAGGAAAAAUGCUUGAGCGGAAUCUCCAGUGGACUUUUUACAUUUCAGACAUACCUGGAAUAUGUUCGAGAAACAUUUAUUAGUGAAAAGCAAAAAGUGGAAUCCAUAUGUUAUGGUACAAAGCAUCUGGCAAAUACUGUGAGGCAGAUGGUGAAAAAUCCUGAUGCAGUGAUCAUGCCAGACCCAGCUACCCAGAGCACACUUUUUGCAAAACUGAAGUCAAAUAAAAAAUGGAUAGAGAAAAUCAGCACCCAUCUCAUCCUCCGGGACUUUACUUCAUUCAUGGAGAAAACUGUGAGGGCUGUUCGAUAUCUGAAAAACUCCAGGAAUCUCAGUGUUUGAAUGUUUUAAUUCAGGCACAUUCCUUCAUCACAAAAUCUGUCAUGUGGCAGAUGACAAUGUUGUUCUAUUUUAAGAACCAGAAGUAAUCAGAAUAGUUUAUAUUUUAUUAAGAUUUCCUUUUACAAAUGUAUUUAUUGUUUUUUAAAAUAUUUAUUUUUAAAAAAAUAUUGCCUAUUUAUUUCCCCAGGAUUUAGAGAUAAUUUAAACGGUCUAGUUUAUUUCAAUAUUUACUACCACAACCAGUAUUUAUUACCACUGUUUACAAUACAAGCUGAUUUCAUUUAAUAUUCAGGAAAAAAAAUUCACUUGAGAUGGCUGUAUGUUGUAUGUAAAAUGAAAAGAGUAAUUUGUGCUUUGAAAAUGUGUGAGAGAGUAUUUAACAUCUAUUUAUAUUUAAAGAAAAAUAAAAGCAGAUUAAAAAACAGACUAGCUUGUAUGUAUUUAAA